AUGCUCCUCAUCGCGGCGCCUCGGCGCCUCAACAUGCCUCGAUGCCUCCGCCUCCUCCUGGCACUGUCUCUUGCCUUCUUCUGUUCCCUCGUCGCCUAUUCCAGGCCGUCUACGGCCCCUCCCCAACUUUCGAUCCGCCCUCAGCGCCGACCCCCUGACCUCGACGUCUCCAAGCUCGCCCUCUUGGUCGAGGAUCGACCGCAGCCCAUGCUAGCCCCCGUGUUGCUACACUUCAUGGCCGUUCUGCCCCCCUCGUGGCCCGUCCUCUUUCUCGGCUCCGCCGCGUCCCUCGCCGCGCUCAACGCCUCGGCCGCCGCGCGCGCGCACGCCCGCACUGGCAGGCUCUCCCUGCAGCCUAUCCCCGCCAACAUGAGCACCGCAGGCCAGGAGAUGGUCAGCCGGUUCCUCACCUCGCGGUGGUUGUACGAGGUCGCUGUUGCGCCUGCCGAGUGGCUGCUCGUCUUCCAGACGGACUCGGUGAUCUGUGCCAACAGCCGGCUCGACGUGGACGGCUUCCUGGGGCUCGACUGGGUCGGCGCGCCCUGGCUCCCCGACGCGGCAUGGGGAGGCAACGGGGGCCUUUCGCUGCGCCGCGUGAGCCGCAUCGUCGAGGUGCUUCGGUAUCAGCAGAGGCGCGACGACAGCGAGCCCGAGGACGUGUGGCUCACGGAGCGGCUCGCACACGUUCCCGGCGCAAACGUCGCCAACGGGUCCGUCUCGCUGACCUUUUCGGGGGAGAUGCACAGCGGCGUCGCCGAAGCCGCCGCGUCCGCCGAGAUGAGGCUCUGCAGCAACGGCACGCUGCUCUGCAACGGGGUAAACGAGCGCGUCAAGGGCAUCGACGACUGGAGGACGGGGUUUUACGAACCCAUGGGGUACCACACGGGGGGCAGCGGCAAAUACCUUCACUCGCCGAUAUGGGGUACGCCAGAGCUGCGGAGGCAUAUCUACGGCUACUGCCCUGAAGUCAAGAUGACCGUGGCCAUGGACGUGGCGAGGUACGUUCCAGGGACCUGUGCGGGCCAUUGGUGA
This is a messenger RNA of Purpureocillium takamizusanense, 1032 nucleotides long. RefSeq lists its product as uncharacterized. The transcript is spliced from 2 exons. Bases 1 to 1032 code for a protein of 343 amino acids. NCBI's taxonomy places the organism in Eukaryota, Fungi, Ascomycota, Sordariomycetes, Hypocreales, Ophiocordycipitaceae. The record is from RefSeq and is a predicted model, not a curated record.